CAUUGUUGUAGGGAAUUGACGUCGAUUUUCUGUGGUGCACAGUACCAGAAAAAGACAAGAUAGAAAUAGUUAAGAAGAACUGAAACAAAGGACUUCUGACCAAUCCUUGCAAGCCCAUACCCUUCUUGCGAAGCUCAAUGACAGCUUGAAUUAUUGGGUGAGUUGAAGUUUUUUUACUUGGUGAAGAUGACUCGGAAGAAAAUCCAGAUCAAGAAGAUAGACAACACAGCUGCAAGGCAAGUUACUUUCUCAAAGAGGAGAAGAGGGCUUUUCAAGAAAGCUUAUGAGCUCUCAACUCUAUGUGAUGCUGAGAUUGCGCUGAUGGUGUUUUCUGCAACUGGCAAGCUUUUUGAGUACUCAAACUCAAGCAUGGGGCAAGUGAUUGAAAGGCGCAAUCUGCAUCCAAAGAACAUCAACACGCUCGAUCAACCAUCUCUUGAGAAACAGCUUGAUGGUGGUGUGCAUGCCAUGCUGAUCAAAGAAAUAGCAAAGCAAAACCGUGAACUGAGACACAUGAGGGGAGAAGACCUCCAAGGAUUGGACUUGGAAGAACUACUGAAAUUAGAAAAAAUAAUCGAAGGAAGCUUGCGUCGCCUCGUGGAAGAGAAGGGGGAUAAAGUUAUAAAUGAGAUCGAUGUUCUCAAGAUCAAGGGGGAGCAAUUAGUAGAAGAGAACCAGCGAUUGAAGCAGCAAGUGAUGAGUUUGUUAGCAGGACAAGGGCAUUUGCUCGAACCAGGCCAGUCCUCAGAUUCUUUGGUGACCAAUAUCAGCAGUAUGGGCUCAGUUGAUCCUCGCCAGGACUGUGACAGCUCUUGUGCCUUUCUCAAACUAGGGCUAUCUCUUCCUGAUUGAAUCUGAGAGAUGGAGGGUCCUAGCAAGUGUUUAAUGCCUUAGCAGUCAUCCAUUUAACUUAAUGAAUGGUGUGUUACUAUUGCUUUCAAAUAAAAUUUCAUCUUGGCUUGUAGUUAAUAAAAAUCCUGUGAGCCCUUUUCGUGUCUGCUUGUUGAUUAUAGAAAUUUGUAGUGUGUGUGUGUGUGUGAACCAAGGCUUCUCUUGUUUCCUUAAAUUAGGAGGAAAUGAGUUGUAGCUAGUGGAAGGGGGAGUUGUAUCUGCCAUUUUAUGGUUUUGUAGCAGAUUUGGAU
Messenger RNA from Populus euphratica (Euphrates poplar), 1142 nucleotides. RefSeq names its product MADS-box protein JOINTLESS-like. The coding region runs from base 187 to 852 and encodes 221 amino acids. Gene Ontology annotation, molecular function: DNA-binding transcription factor activity; protein dimerization activity; RNA polymerase II transcription regulatory region sequence-specific DNA binding. Gene Ontology annotation, cellular component: nucleus. Lineage: Eukaryota; Viridiplantae; Streptophyta; Magnoliopsida; Malpighiales; Salicaceae. Gene Ontology annotation, biological process: positive regulation of transcription by RNA polymerase II. The transcript has 9 exons. The record is from RefSeq and is a predicted model, not a curated record.